Anolis carolinensis (green anole) is the source of this 13130-nucleotide messenger RNA. It is a transcript of the gene gprin3, whose product is annotated as GPRIN family member 3. NCBI's taxonomy places the organism in Eukaryota, Metazoa, Chordata, Lepidosauria, Squamata, Anolidae. The transcript has 2 exons. The record is from RefSeq and is a predicted model, not a curated record. The coding region runs from base 3129 to 5411 and encodes 760 amino acids. Gene Ontology annotation, biological process: neuron projection development. Gene Ontology annotation, cellular component: plasma membrane.
UAGCAAAGCAUGUGCAUGCAUGUGUAGUUAUUUAAAACAAAAAUAGAACAGGUUCCUGCUCUUGGCAAGGCCCAAUUGCAUACUUCAUUAUGCCAGUACUUGUGAAAUCAGGACGUUCCCCCUUUCCGCUACAACCUUCCUUCCCCCAAAGUAGUGCCAAUAACCUGCAGGGGCCCUUUAACACUAGAUAAUUAAAACACUAGGAUUCCGCUUUAAUUGCCAUAGUUGCAUUUCUAGAGGUUGUUACUUGGUAAACUGGAGCUAAAUGCCCCCCCCCCAAAAAAAAAACAACAACCCUGCAACUGAGUUCCAAAAUGAUGUAGUGGUUUAAGCACAAGUCUAUGACUCUGGAGAUGCAGGAUUUGAAUCCUUCCCUCUGGUUACAAAAGUUCUGGUGGGUAGACUAGCAAUUAAUAAAUACUUCAGCAAUAACAACAAUAGUGAUGCUGAUGCAACACUGUUUGGAAACUGCCCAGUUUUCUGGGGUUGUUAACUCAUUGAUUCAUGAUUUUCUGAUAGAAUAUGAUUAAUUGAUGGUCAGAAACUCCAAGUGGCAAUGCCUAGUAGACUUCGAAAGCAAUAAUGAUAAUAAUGAUGACAGUGAUAAUGGUAAUAAUCAUGAUAAUGUGACACUAUUUGGAAUGAGCCACAUAUCUAGAAUUAAUCCAGUGAUUAUCAAAUUCUUGGACAGAAUGUGAUCCUAUGGCCCAGAACUCCAGUUGGUAAUACCUGAUAUACUAUGCAUCCGAUGAUGGUGGUGGUUUUUAUAUAUUGUAUCAGAAGUGAAACUGAGGGUACAGUUGUAAUGUAUUUAGAAACACAAACAAAGUUAAAAACUUGGCAUUAUACUAAAUGUCCUUUGAACAAAAUCUGGUCACUUGGAGUGCCUCUGGUGUCACUGCGAGAAGGUCCUCCAGAUGGUGGUGGUGGUGGUGAUGAUGACAUAAAUUCUGUUGGAAACUUGUAUCUUUAUAAGAGAAUGUAUCUACAGGAAUUAGAUUUGGACAGCUCUGUGACUUCUGCUAUGUCAUUACUACAUAGGGAAGCCAGUGAAGUGACCAAUGCACAAUGGGACAUGGGCUAGGAAUUGCUGAUGAGCAUUGGUAGAACCUAAUAAACAUCAGGACACUUUUGCUGGUAUUCUGUUAUUGUUACUAUUGUGUGCCCCCAAGUCAUUUCCAACUUAUGGCGGCCCUAAGAAAAACCUAACAUGUGGGCUUCUGAGGCUAGGAGCAUUUGACUCACAUGGUCAUCCAGGGUUUCUAUGCUGAAUGGGAAAUUGAAUCCUGGUCUUGAGUCUUAGUCUUAGUCCAACACUCAGACAUGCCUGCUACAUGCCUAAGUAUGAAGCUUGGGCUGGAUGGGCCUCGUAGUCUCUCCCAACUCGAUAAUACUAAGUACAGUAGAGUCACUUAUCCAACACUCACUUAUCCAACGUUCUGGAUUAUCCAACACAUUUUUGUAGUCAAUGUUUUCAAUGCAUUGUGAUAUUUUGGUACUAAAUUCGUAAAUACAGUAAUUACUAUAUAGCAUUAAUGUCUAAUGAACUACUUUUUCUGUCAAAUUUGUUGUAUAACAUGAUGUUUUGGUGCUUAAUUUGUAAAAUCAUAACCCAUUUUGAUGUUUAAUAGGCUUUUUCUUAAUCUCUCCUUAUUAUCCAAUAUAUUCGCUUAUCCAACAUUCUGCCAGCCCGUUUAUGUUGGAUAAGUGAAACUCUACUGUAUAAGUAAAGUUACGUAACAUUUACUAUGAUGGAGAGUUCUGCUCAAUAACAAGCAUUGCUUGUUCAUUUUUCCUGAACAAUCAAAUGUUAAUACUCUUUCUAAUACUGCUACUCUCUGGGAUGCUCAAGGUUUGCUCUACUGCAUCCCUGAUUUUGUGAAAUAUUGAGCUGACAACAGGCCUCCCAGCCUGCUGGGUUGAGGUUGAGCCACAGCAGGCCUUGCAAUCCCAAGCGUGAAAGAUUCUGAAUAACAGAGGCACUUCCACAUUCACUUGCAUUUUGGUCCACUGGCUAAUUAGACUUGCUUUAAAAAAAUCUAUAUCUCAUAACAUUACUGCAGCAAUGUUUCCACCCAUUUCGUCUCGGGCUGCCUUUGUCUGUCGGAAAUGAAUAGACCUCUCAUAUUUAAUUUUUUUUCUCUCUCUAUGUGAGUGUUUAAAUAGCUUUGAAUUUAUCAUGGAAACCGGCAGGAACAAGUUUGGGGACAGGCUAUAGUUUGGAUUGUGAGGUUUUGGAAGUUUUUUCUCCCCAGUUGUCAUUUGGCCCCAAAGAAAGUGUAGAAUAAAUGAUAGGGAGCUGUGAGAUACUUCCUUUUUUUAUUAUAAAAAAGUGGAAAUUUAUCUUAGAAUACACACACACACACACACACACUUGAUCAUUAAGGUUGUAUUCAAUAUCAGGAAGAUCUGCAGAAAAAGUUUCAUUGGGGUCAAAGUCAUUUGAUACUAUAUUUAUUUGAAUCUAAUGCUCACCUUUUUUUUUUUGGCUAAAUUACCUUCCCAAUUAAGGUGCUCAAUAGAUUCGCAUAAUACAGUAACUAAGCUUAGUGCUGAGACAAAAGAAAAGGAGAAGCUACAUCAGAGCACCUGGAGCUCCUUUCUGAGGGAUGUCAUCUCUAAUUUAAUUGUCAUGGCUCAAUGCUAUGCAAUGCUGGGAUUCGUAAUUUGGUGGGACAUCAGCAUUUUUUGACAGCCUCUGUGAUCCCAAACUACAGCCUCCAUGACCAUGAUUGAGCCAGGUCAGUUAAAGUGGAUUCAUUCUACAGCAUUCUACAACAUAGAUUUAUCUAAAGGGUUUCUUUUCCAUUGCUGAAAGCUUUGGUGUUAUAAUACUUUUGCUUUUGAACAAGGAAUUAUAAGCAUGUAGCCACUGUAAUGCGCACCUUUUCUGGCCAAAUUACAAAAGGUGUACUUUUUGCUGCUGCGCAUUACAUUUGCCAGCAAAUUCUUGUUUUGUUUUGUUUCAGGGUUUUGAAAAUUAAGGUGCAUGUCAGACUCAAGUAAAUACAGACCAGUUGGAAGAAACCAUCAUUCAUCACUAUACUGCAGCCCGCAUCAUUCCAUUUAAUCCAGAACUGAUCAACACCAGAUGAAACUGACUGGAGAUUGUUAAACAAUUCAAUUCCAUGGGGACUGUACCAGAUCCCCUAAGAUCUGCCAAGCUUUCAUUGGUCACUUUGUCUGAAGAGAAGAAUGGCCUAGGAGAGUUAUCCCCUAAAUACCAACAGAAGGAAGCAACCAUAGAGAGAAACAGCAAUGGAUAUCCUUUUGGUGCCAAGGUACAGCCCACUGAAGAACAGCUGUUUGGAGUGAACUGUGUGGCAGAAGCCAAUGUUCAAAAGACUGAGCAGUCUUGUGGAUAUGACACUAGCAGCCCAACCAUGCUUUCUCCAGGGUCCUUCAACCGAUCCAAAGAAGGCUGCCUGGAGACAGUGAACAACUCUAAGCAGGAAGCCAGCAGUGAUUGCAAAGGUCAGGUCUUGGUAGAAAGCCAUAGUUUGGGACAAGCUGCACUCAAGGCACCUGCGAUCCAAGAGACUAACCAAGUUGGUGGAGAGCUCCUCUUUAGUGCAGUCGAUGAUAAAGCAAGUUCUCCAUCUAAAGAAGGUGAUUGUGUCAUGAAGAACAAAACCCAUGAAACUUCUUCUCUCCUUCCUAGUCAUCCAGAUACUUCACCAACCACUCCAGCCGUAAAGCAAAUUGUGGAAGAAAAGUUUGCUCCUGAGAAAAAUGGAUCACCAACUUCAGCAAAGGAGUUGGAACCUGUUUCUGGUCUUGAGCUGAAGUCCCCUGUUUGUAUGGAUGCCAAACCAAAGGGUGUAAAGGAUGAAAGUUCCCAUCCUAGUGCCAGGACUGUGCCAGAAUCUCUAUCCAAAUCCAAAUCUGAGAAUAAAUCACAACCAUCACUCAAGGGUGAAACAAUAGAGGAGGCUGUACCAGAGCCCUCUAAGUUCAGAGACACAGGCACAAUGACAGUGCCAGCAACUAGAGAGAACAUAAGCAGGACCUGUCAAGAUGCUGAAGUUCAGGCUGUAGCUAGCAUGGAAAGCAAAUCAGCUUCUACCAGUCCAAGUAUCUUUGCUGCCUUCCUAAAAGAAAGCAUGCCUUCUGAGGCAAAGCAGAAACAAGAUCAGUUGCACAUCAUUUACACAGCAGCUGGUGGGAAGGAACAAUCUGAAAUUGUUGACAACUUUACCCAAAAAGCUCCAUCCACCGGCAUCAUGCCUGAAGUGCAUAUUCAGGCACCAGCUGCAACAAAGAAGAAGUUGGUAGCUCAAGUUGUCAAAACUCAAGAUGACCCAUCAGGCAUGAUGAAUGCAGUCUGCUCAGCUUCACUGGACAAAGCAGAGCAUCCAUGCCCACUGGCAUCUGGUUGUACUCAAGAAAUAUCGGUUAAGGAGAUGGAAGUACAAACACCAGGUGUGGCUAGAUAUUACAGUGGCCUUCCUCAGCAAAUGGCGGACAGUUCGGUUUUGCAGAAAACAAGGCCUGUUUAUCAAAUUUCCAUCCACACCAGUAACCAGCCUCUGGCUCCCUCACAACCUGUGAACAUUGAAACCACACUACCUCCAUGUUCUGGUCUACCAGAAGUCAAAAGCAAACAUCAUCACAUUGGAAUCUCUGUGACAGAAAAUCAGCCUACAUCUCCAUCUUGUGGCAGACAGCCUGAAGAAGAUAAAGUUCUACCUACCACUGCUGGUCCUCAUAGUACCAGAACAGGGGAGCAGCUGCAAAUCAAGACUAUUAGUGAUGUUGACAUUAAACCGAAGAAGGAAGACAGCUUUGUCCAUCCUGAUUCUAAAGAACAGAAGACAAGUAAGAGAGCAGCUGUAGCAGUGGCUGUUGUUGGGCUCCAGGCAACAUGUCCUCCAAUUGCAGCCCAGAAAGAACGAGGCAAUUUUUCAGCCACUCAGAAAGAGACAGGUGCUAUUGGGUUGGAGUCUGAGUGGAGCAGCAAUUCUGCCCCAGAUCAAGAGACCAAAACCAGUGAAAGGAGGAAAGAUCCAAAGCUUUCCCGAACAGAAGCUCCUGCUUCCAUCCAGCCUGCGGCAAGCCAUGGCGGAAAGAAGAAAGAAGCCAAGUCUGAGGCUAAAGUGCAUCUGAAGCAAUCCAAGCACGUCAGAGAUGUGGUGUGGGAUGAACAGGGCAUGACAUGGGAGGUUUAUGGAGCCUCCCUUGAUCCGGAAUCCCUGGGGAUCGCUAUCCAGAACCAUCUGCAGCGGCAGAUCAGGGAACAUGAGAAACUGUUAAAGGCCCAAAACACCCAGACCCGUAAAUCAAUUUCUUCAGAUACAUCUUCAAAUAAGAAACUGAAAGGGAGGCAACACAAUGUUUUCCAAUCCAUGAUGCAGAAUAUCCGGCGCCCAAAUUGCUGUGUUCGCCCUGCUGCUUCUGCUGUGUCAGAUUAAAACAGUUAGGGAUAUGGGUGGGAAAAUCAAUAUACAUUCAUUUCUAGCCAUUUGCAUAAGAGUACACAGAAAUCCAUAGAAAAUAGGUCCUGAAGUUCAGCUUUGUUCCUUAAAUUUCUGAUACAGGCAGGAGGGAGGAAUAGAGACUGCAUAUUUUAUUCCCAGAGGUCAUCCCAUUUUAACUAUUUGGGAUUCUUUUUUUUACAAAUGGCACAUUUAGAUUUUGUUUUUAACUAGACAUGCUUGACCCCAAUCAGCUGCCAGAAGACAAUAUAGGCAUUUAAUGAAGCACAAUUAAAAAUGGCCAGUUACUAUAACCAGCUUGUAGCAGCUUGAAAGGCAAAAGAAAGGGAGGGUGUCAGAUGCUUUUAAAAAUGAUUGAUGUGUGUCUAGAUCUUACACAGUUUUUUUAAAAUAUUGGUAAUGAAAACUUCAACAUCUUUGCAGUAAUGUAAUAAAUAUUCCCAAACAGAGAAGAAUGUGAAUAUGUACCUAUUUUGGAUGGAUUUUGAAAGUGAGUGGCCUUUCUUAAAUUUAUAAACUCAAGAAAGAAAUCUUUCAAGACUUGCAUUCUCGCUCUCUAUUUAUUCCAGUAGAAUAAAAUUCCAAGUACCAGGUCUACCCAGAGGAGGAAUUUCAGGGACAAUCUACCAUCUUGAUUCACACAUUGUGGGGCAGUGAGCCUUUUGUGCCAAUAAUCCAUGUAGAAUACAGUUGUUUUGUGCCAAAUGACCAUUGUAGCCAUCUGGUAGCCCUAUCACAAAAAGGUGCUUCGGACUGGAGUAUUAGGGGGACUUCAAAUAUGACAAAUCGCAACAAAUUUCAACAGGUGCCAGAUUUUUUUUCAACAUUUAUGGGACUCCAGUGUGAGAUUUCGACUGUUAUUUAUCGAUGUGAUUUGUUCUUCUGUGGUUGGUGUUUUGUAAUACUUUCUUUCUGAGAUUUUACUUCUGCGCCAUUUUAUCAUGGAGGAGUAAGGAUUUUCCACGACACAUGGAGAUGUAGGGGAUAUUCAGUACACUUUCUAACCCUUUUAGAGCAUCUGUUCAUGUCGCACACAUGGUAUACUGGGAAGCAACAGAACCUUGUCUGAAGCAAAAGUUUUAUGUGUUUUUUUUUCCUAUGGGAUGCCUGUCUUGGCAGAGAGGAAAUUGCAUUGACAGAAAUGUGUUAAAAUUGCUGUAUUGUGAUUCAUAAAGCCAUUGAUUGUUUGCCAUCCACAUCAUUUGUUUUAUGCAUUUUGUGGAGAUAAAAGUUAACUACACAUCCCAGAGCAGGUGUGGAGAACCUGUGGACCACAACUCUCAUCAUUGCUAAUGUCAGGUUGGUAGAAAUUGGAGGCCAACUACUCUUAGGGGGUCACUGGCCCUAAUGUGGUCUUAUUUAGGUGUAUCCAAACAGAGUUGCCGCAGGGAUGCUAAGAGGCAUUCACCAAAUAGGUAUGUGAUGCUGUUUCUCUUUGGUGUGUUUUUUACUCAAAAGUGCCAAUCCAUAACCAUCGAAUCAUUGCCAUGCUAGAAGCUAUGCCUUUCCCUUUGCGAAGAUUGUCAGUGUUAGAGAAUAAUUGGAUGACGUAUUUUUCUCACACGUUGUGCUUCAGAUCAGGUUUGGGAACAUUAUUUUCUCUGUGUGUUGUUGGACUGCAGUUCCCAUUGGCAUAGGUAGUGGGUAAAGGAUAAUGGAAAGUUACAACCCAUCAAGCCAUAUGUUGCCUUCUUGCUUUUCUUUCUUGUAGUUAUUUAUUUUUAUACUGGGCUCCAAUUGGACAACCUUUAAGGUAGGCCUAGCCUAACCUAAAGUGCCAGACCCCACCUGAUCUUAGACGUUAAACAGUGAGAGCAUUGGUUAAUAAUUGGUUGGAGGACUACUAAGGAAUAUUGAGUACAGUGGGCUAUAUUUCAGAGGAAGAAAGUGGCAAAACAAUUUAUGAGGAUUCCUUGCCUAAGAAAAUCCUAUGAAAUUCAUGGGGUUACCAUAAAUAACAGGCAACUUUGAAACACUUACACAUCCUCUUGUGUAGUGAGUGAGUCACAUAGCCAGCUUCUCUGUGUCUGUAUUAUAUGACUUCAAAUCACCUUUUAACCUACAGCCUCCCCAUCAAUUUCACAGGGUUCUAAUAGGAGUACUCAGAAGUCAUUUGUCAUUGCCUUCCUUUGAAAUAUUACCUCCUACAGUAUAUGAUAUUCCUUGGUGGUCCUUCAUCCAAGGAAUAAACAGCCCUGACCCUGCCUAGCUUUCAAGGUCACAAUAGAAUCAAGCCAUGCAACCCCUCUUUUUUACCUCCCCAGAAUCCUCCAACCGGGUGGAAGAGUAUACUAUUUUAAAAAAAGAAAACUAAAUUAUCCCAAAGCCUGGGAGAAUCUUGGAUUUGUCAUCCAGCAUCCUUCCUGACAUUAUCUUAGUGGAGGGAGAGGGGAUCACUUGCAUUCUUUCCCUUGCCAAUCCUUGCUUAUCUCUCCAAAUUUAAUUCCACCCCUCCCAUUUUUGUCUAGAAAAAUUAACUUGAAGUGAGCAACUUUCCGUUAAAAUGCUGCAUUCUGGGACCCCAACUCAAAACAAAUCUCAAACCUCCUGCAAGUUACUUCCAGGUCCUAACCUCAUUUCCAGUACAGUAGAGUCUCGCUUAUCCAACAUAAACGGGCCGGCAGAAUGUUGGAUAAGCAAAAAUGUUGGAUAAUGAGGGAUUAAGGAAAAGCCUAAUUAAUGUCAAAUUACAUUAUGAUUUUACAAAUUAACCACAAAAACAUCAUGUUUUACAAGUCUGCCACUUGUUUGGGAGUGUGGCUGCACUUGUGUUGUCACUGGACGUGUUGGCCCACUGGCCGUUGCUGCCUAGAGAAACAGCUGUGGAUCUGGGUGGAAGGCAAACUGCGUUGGAUAAAACAGAACAUUGGAUAAGCAAAGGUUGGAUAAGCGAGACUACUGUAUGUGGCUAACGUGUGCCCACUUCUGUCUUAGAGUCCAUAACUGCAUCCUUCCUGUAUCACCCCAUUAAUAUUGGACAUUCCAGAGCAGGUUAAAAGAGACCACAGUAUGAUAGCUACCCAAACUACGGUUGUCCUUGUUGCUGGCAGGGAUGGGUGCUAGUUCCUCAUGUGUGAUUAAGGAAAGAAUGCAUCUUAGAGUAAAGACAGUUUUGUGCCCUUCAGAUGUUGGACAAUGGUUUCUAUCAGCCCCAAACAACAUGUAUCCUUCUUUAGAAGUUUUUAAACAGACUGAAUGACCAUCUGUUGGGAGUGCUUUCAUGGCAGGGUGUUAGAUUGGAUGGAUUUUGUGGUUUCUUCCAACUAUGAUUCCAUGUUCAGUGAUGAUGAUUGGAUUUGCAAUCCAGAAGAUCAUAGAGGAGAAUUGUGCCAUCCAGAUAACAUUUAAAAAGUUAUUUUUCAUAAAGUUUAGGCGAUGUCAUAAAGAGGCUCCAUGGCCCAGUUCUGUGAACCUUUGCACUUUUACUAACAUUAACCAUGUUUUUUUAAAAAGAAACAAAAAUCAAUUUAAAUUAUUCCCACUUUCUACAAACAGAGAAGGGGGUGGUACACAGCAGGAAGAGCUCAGUAGAUUGUUUUUGUAACUGGUUGUGUAACUGUCACUUUAUAGAUCUCUAAGCUUGACUUUAAAAAAGAAAAAUAAUAGGGUAGAGAAAUCACAGCCCCCAGGUGAUUGUCCAGCCUUGUAUUUCCACUUCAGAAAACUUCCACGCCGAGGGAACUGGGGGCAAUAUUAGUGAUCCAAGUAGAAGAGCCAGUGAUAAGGAUUCUGUGGAAAUCCUUAUAUCCAAACAGAAGACAGGACAGAAUUCCGGUACAAAAUCCAGAUUUUUCUGAGCAAUGCAAAAGUAGAAACUUGUUCAUUAAAUUUUUCAGGGCAAAACCAUAAAUUACAAAAGAAAAAAACAUGAAAUAUUGAAGCUGUUCUGAAUUUAAAACCUGCCAAGAUAUUUUUUUGCUAUCUAAGACAAUAUAACAAGUGAUGCUGUCCCCUAAGACCUCAUCUACAUGGCCAUGUAAAAUCCACAUUAUCUGCUUUGAACUUGAUUAUAUGGCAGUGUAAACUCAUAAUCUCAUUCAAAGCAGAUAAUAUGGAAUUUGUGUGGCAGUGAAGAUAAGGCCUAAGUCAAUAUCCAUUGUACCCAAGUUUGCCUUUAGUUUGACAUAGAAGUCAGAAAACCACACAGAUGCUUUUCCUUGCCUUAACUGACCAAACAAAGAACGUAGAUGACCUAUAUAAGAGUACAGCAGGAGCAGGGAACACGUGGGCUUGGAGAUGCUGGACGGCAAUAGCCAUCUUCCCUAGAUAGUAUGGUUAUGGUUAUUGCAGUUCCACAGCUGAAGGGCCACAUGUUACUAUCCCUAGCUGAGAGAAAUAACGAGUGAGAGCACAAUUCUAUAUCCAUUUGCCUGGGAGUUCUUCUGUUGGUCCUCCACAUUGGUGAGCUUAACUUUUACAGAUUUGCAUAUUUAUGGAUUUAAUUAGUAUGGUCUCUCUGGGAAUCUCAUGACCUCCGAUGUGAUUUUGUGAUCAACAUCUAAUGAAAGUUGAGCAUAGAUUUACACUGGAGGACCUAAAUACCUAGAGAUAUAUUAUCUUAGCUUUUAAAAAGGUAUUUUUUCAUUCACGUUUAUUCCAAUUUCAUGGGGGUCAUGUGCCAUUAACUCUUAACUGUGUACAUAUUUUCCUGAUGGUAAACCCCCAGUGAAAACAGGUAUAAGAUUGCACAGUCAGCUCUCUGUCAAGCAAGGUUACCUGUCUACUUCGGAAAGCACUGUACAGCUUUAAAAAGCUCUAUUCACCCACUUUCCAUCUGUUUGUUGGGCUUUGAAAUAAAAGGGAGUGAGACCAUGAAUAUCCUGCCCUCCAUCUCACUUGUUUCUAUAUUAAAUAGUUGAUCCAAUCCUUAAGUCAUAAGGUUUUUAGUUUGGCCCUUGGAAUCCGUACUGACUUCUCGACCACUUGCACCUUCACCAUAUGUUUUUCAUCAUAAAAAAAUUGAACCCAGAUUAUACUUUAUAAUGUUGCCCUCAACCCCACAUACCUAUUGAAAUGGUAAAACGGCCCCAAAUCACAAUUAUUCCCGGGAGGGGGGGAUGACUCUUAAGUGGUGCAAUGUCACUUUUGGCAACUAAAGCAAUGUGACUCCAAGGUUUUGAAGAAGCUGAAAAUGCUUGUUCAAACCGCAGGGUGUGCCAGUCCUUAUGUUACAAAUAACCCCCCCCCCUCCCCCCAAGUCUGCUAUCUCCAGUUUAAAAUGAUCACGGUGCAGAUGAUGGGACAAAAGCCCUGCUUCUUCCAACUGCAGCAAAAAAUGUGAAGUGGUAUAUAAACAUGUUGCUUAUUUCUUGGGCUGAGUCACGGCCAGGAAAGCUACACACAUAAUGUUUGCCAGCUUUAAUGUGGAUUAAAAUUAAAGAGAUUUUAAAGAUGAGCCCAUUUGACUUUCCUUCCAGCUAAGUGUACUUUAUUCCACCUAAGUAGGUUACAUAUUUAGGAUAUGCUUCACCGGGCUGCACUUUCUAAGCAUUUUAUCUGAAAGCAGUGGAAUGUGUCUUCAGGAAAUGUUUUACAUUGGUAUUAAACAUAGUUUAAUACCAUGAUUUAACUUUUAAUUGUCUUGACAACAUCCUAUGAAUUUCUGGAUUUUGUAGCUUGGUGAAUCAUUACAGUUAUCUGUACCCUUCCCUAAACUGCAAAUCCCAGGGUCUUAAGAGUAGUGUUGUUUGGAGGACACUAAAGUUGAUGGUAAAUUCCACUACCAUCAAUGGGAUUUACUCCUAAAUUAAAUUGCUACAGAUAUGAGUGUUCAAAUAACACCCUUUUCCAUCCACUGAUCCAAAUCCAGGCAAACAUGUUAGAAACUUUUCAGAUGAAACUUUACCUAUCCUGGAAAUAGUUAGUGUGAACCUGUUUUUAGGUCUACAGGGGCAACAAGGCCAUGUGAAUUGGGCCCAUGGUUCAUGUGACGUGGUCCCGGGACCCAAUCCAAAAAGGGCCCACACCUGCUAAGACCCAGAUCCUACCUAAGAUCCAGAUCUUACUAGAUGUUUAAAUAAUUUGGAACAAAGCAGGGAAACCCUGCUUUGUUCCAAAUUAAUUCUGUUUUACCUGAGGCGUCCAAACAAAGCUUCCAGUGAAACCCAUUUAAUUCAGUUCAUUUGGACUUCAAAUUAAAUUUCUGGCUAGGUAGGUAGGUGUCCCCUUUCUCCCUCCUUACUCCAUGUGUGUCCCUCCCAAAGUUUGAUGGAAGAGAUAACCAUUCUAAAUAGAAGUAGUAUAUCCUUUUUGGUGAUGAUAAGAAGUUACACUGUAAGAGAUAUAGAAUAUGCUGCCUGUCUCCAUCUCUAUAUCCAAAAGGUUUGGAAAUCAGUGAGUGAUUUAUCCACUGUUUCUAGGUGAUGCAUAUUCCAUGUGCUUUGAAUCUUUUGUGGUAUUUUUAUUCUCCACUAAAAGUAUGACCCAUCUCUUUUCAUUUUACUCAUGAGCCAUACUACUGCAUAUCUUUUCUUAAAGUGCUAAGAAAUAUUGAAAUAGUCUCUGUUAGCACCAAUCAUGCAUUGUUUCACUAUCUCCCACACAAGGCUGGUACAUCCAUAUGAUAUGUCAGGCAACCAACAUCCAUUAUGAACAUAUUGAACUCAAAGAGGCCUUCAUUUGUGAAUCUAGUAGUCAACCCUUAAUUUAACAUCCUGUUGCAUCUGAGUUCGAUUCUCACAUAUUUCAUCUUGCUUUUCAUAACCAUUGGUAUUUAAAGUGCCAAGUCAUGGAGGACUUGCCCAUAAUAUACCUGACAAUGAAAGAAAUGUGCACUUCUUGUUAUUGUCCCAAAUGUGACCUUUACCCGGAUUGAAUGAAUGGUAGUAAUCCUUGAUGGUAUUAUUGAAUAAGAACCUUUAAUGUAUGGCUUUUUUUUGUCAGUCUGUUGGCUCCAAAUUGUAUUCACUUCCCAGAGUGUGGUGCAGUGUUGGCAACUGUCUCUACAUUCAGAUCUCCUAAAAUCUCUUAAUGUUUAUUCUCGUGCCUUCGGGUCCUUUGUUUCCACUCUUGUUGUACUCGCUAAUUGUGAUGUCUAUUAAGGAAUCUUCUGUCAUUUUCUCCCAUUGUUUUUAAUGACUUCCAAAUCUUCAAUGUUCUGAACAAGUUUUUCUUUAAAAAUAACUACUGUGACUGUGGACUGCACAGAAGAACAUGUCAGAAGAACAGAAAUUAUGAAUAGCAAAGGAAAGCUUUCUGGCUUAGAUGGACUUCAAGCUCCUGAGGGAAAAAAUGGGUCCAUCUUCUCCCUGACUCCUCCUUUUGUUUACAACUAAACUGCUUGCUGGCUUUUCAAUAGCCAGUGAAGAAUCACCAGGAAAGGGAAAAAAAAAACAAUUGACAUUUUCCAUUCUAUGAGAUGUGAUGACUGGCCCAAACUUUUUAUAUCAGCUUCUUUCAUCUGAUGAAUUCAACCCACCUUGUAUCCUAGCUCACUAAUGCCUCUAAUUAUAGUGUUUCCAAUACAUAUAUAUAGGUAACAAGUUGCUUUAAAUUUGCAAAUAAUUUAAAAAGUAAGAGUUCCACAGUAACUGAGUGACCACGGAUGGAAAGAACAGCUGGUAGGAUAUAGAUGUGGUACAAUUCCUUUUCAUAUAUAUGUAUAUGUAUAUUUAAAUAUUGUUGGAUUCUUUUUAGAAACAAAAUGGGAUUAAUAGUGAAUACAAUACAAUGGGCACAUAAACCUACAGAAAUUCA